AUGCCCCCCGCAAUAUCUACAUCGCUGCCCCUGCCAUCACCGUCCCCAACCUCCUCCGCGCUUCGAAAGAGGCCCAAAUCAAUUGCCUACGACACUACAUCGAGGUCUCGGCUAUUCCCGGCCAGCCCAACUCCCCGAUUCGUCUUCCUGCUCGCUCCAGACCACGAUACGGUAAUGGCAUACUGCUGGAGUGCCAUUACGCAGAUGAAUAGUUCGUCGGCGGCUGCGCUGCGUGCUGCUGUUGAGCCGGGUGGGUUUAAGAAGUUGGCCGUGGCUAGGGGGGAUUUGAUUUGGUUGUCGAGACACUUGGAUGUUUGGAGGCGGUUGUGUGUGAGGGCCCCGGAGCUGGAGGUGAUUGUGAUUGUAUGGCAGAACAAUCAUAGAUUUGCGGAGAGGAUUGGUGUUGCUGUGGAUGAGGAGGGAGGCGAAUCUGUAGGUUGGAGAACUAUCUUGGAAUGA
Molecule: messenger RNA, 459 nt
Organism: Cadophora gregata
Lineage: Eukaryota; Fungi; Ascomycota; Leotiomycetes; Helotiales; Ploettnerulaceae
Exons: 1
Coding region: 1-459 (152 amino acids)
Source: RefSeq, a predicted model, not a curated record